Cucurbitaria berberidis CBS 394.84 is the source of this 1356-nucleotide messenger RNA. RefSeq names its product branched-chain-amino-acid aminotransferase. Bases 1 to 1356 code for a protein of 451 amino acids. Gene Ontology annotation, cellular component: mitochondrion. The transcript has a single exon. Lineage: Eukaryota; Fungi; Ascomycota; Dothideomycetes; Pleosporales; Cucurbitariaceae. Gene Ontology annotation, molecular function: branched-chain-amino-acid:2-oxoglutarate transaminase activity. The record is from RefSeq and is a predicted model, not a curated record. Gene Ontology annotation, biological process: L-valine biosynthetic process; L-leucine biosynthetic process.
AUGUCUCCCAUCGCUAUCACCCCUCCCCAAGAGGGCGAGACCGUCACCGACCUCACACACGCCGGCAUCGAAGAAGCCCUCCUCAAGAACGCCCCUUCACAACUCAAAUCCGCUUCACUCACCAAUUCAAUUACCGCUACCCCACCACCGGAGCCCGAGACCAAACUACAACAUACCGUCGAAACCCCUCUCGCUGAACUCGAUGCGUCCAAAAUACAAUGCAAAUAUACCGAAUCACCGCGCCCCGUCCCGGCCGUAGGCUCAGCAGAAAUGGCCAGCCAGAAAGUAUGCACCGACCAUAUGGUGCAAGCCAAAUGGACGGUCGAACAGGGCUGGGAGGCACCAACUCUCCAACCUUACGGCCCCAUCUCGCUCGCACCAACAGCAUCAUGCCUACACUAUGCGACCGAGUGUUUCGAAGGCAUGAAGCUAUACCGCGGCCACGACGGCAAACUACGUCUCUUCCGCCCAGACCUUAACUGCAAGAGGAUGUUGAUGAGCACAAACCGCAUCGCGCUCCCCGCCUUCCCUCCCAAGGAGCUGUUGAAGCUCAUUGUGAAGCUGUGUGCUACAGACGGAAAGAAGUGGCUGCCGAAAGAUAGACCAGGGCAAUUUUUGUACAUCCGCCCCACCAUGAUCGCAUCCGACCCGGCUCUAGGCGUCGAGCGUCCCAAAGAAGCCCUCCUUUUCGUCAUCCUGUGCUGUUUCGCGCCCAUGGGCGAUAUGAGCGGUGGUAUCAAGCUCCUCGCUUCGCAGGACGACAUGUGCCGCGCGUGGCCCGGAGGCUUCGGAUACGCCAAGGUGGGCGCCAACUACGGUCCUUCGCUGGUCGCUCAGGGAGAGGCUAGGAAACGCGGGUUCCACCAGAUCCUCUGGCUGUUUGGAGAUGACUGUACUAUUACGGAAGCUGGAGCAAGCAAUUUCUUCGUCGUUUGGCGGACAAAAGAAGGGAAACUUCAGCUGGUCACUGCGGAUUUGAAUGAGCGUAUCGUUCUUGAUGGCGUGACGAGGCGGUCUAUUCUCGAGCUUGCACGCUCGCGCCUGGACUCUAGCGCUUCAUCGUUGCCCUCAUCAGAUCUCGAGCCCCUCGAAAUCGUCGAGCGCAAAUUCAAUGUCUUUGAGAUUGAAGAGGCGGCAAGAGAGGGCAGAUUGGUCGAAGCCUUCGCAGCAGGUACCGCAUGGUUUGUUGCACCCAUCAGUGGGAUCCAUUUCCGUGGCAAAGACAUCGAGGUGCCAAUGGUCAAGGGUGACGCAGGCGCGUAUGCCAGCACGUUCAGGAGCUGGCUGAAGGGCAUCAUGUGGGGUAGCGAUGGAAUGGAGGGACACGAGUGGGGACAGGUAAUUGAUGAAGAGUAG